GCGGGUGUACACGGGUAACGCUUCGCAUAGGAAUUUGACUUAAUGCAUAUAGUUUAAAAAUGGUGAUUUGAUGACUUUGAUAAACAACAUAUGUACAAUGGAUAAAGAAACCAUGUCCACCAACUUUGGUCUAUCGAGAACGUUGAAAAGGACAGGAAGCUUGUCUUCGAGAACGGUCAGGAUAGUGAUAUUGGGCCAAGCGGCAGUUGGCAAAACUGCAAUGGUUGUGAGAUUUAUCACUAGAAGAUUCAUUGGCGAGUAUGACCCAACGCUCGAGACAAUAUAUAGACAUGACAUGUCUAUUGGUGGAGAUGUGGUUCACUUUGAAAUACUGGACACAGCAGGACAGGAGGAAGAUGCUCUGCUGAUCGAAGAAAAGAUAAAGUGGGGAGAUGGAUUUGUCAUUAUGUACUCUGUAACAGACCGAUGCAGCUUUGACGAGGUCAUGCGCCUCUGUUUCCUGAUCAAUCACAUCCACUCUUCAAGUGGCCGCAAGUUUACCGCUGAGCCUCCACCCGUAGUUAUAGUGGCCAACAAGAAGGACCUUGAGUUUGACCGAAUGGAGAGCAGUCUCCAAGCUGAUGGAGAAGAUCCCAAGGAUAAACUCAACCCAACCCUCCUGGCACCCCUGGCCGUAGCUUCAGCUUCAGUUCAUUCAGGGACUUCCUGCCUGAGUGUGCCGGAUGGCAUCCAAAUUGCCGGCUUUUCUUUCAUAGGCCACUUCCUACUCUUCAAGUUGGAUUAUGACUACUGA
Molecule: messenger RNA, 754 nt
Organism: Esox lucius (northern pike)
Lineage: Eukaryota; Metazoa; Chordata; Actinopteri; Esociformes; Esocidae
Product: ras-related and estrogen-regulated growth inhibitor
Exons: 6
Coding region: 71-754 (227 amino acids)
Molecular function (GO): GTP binding; GTPase activity
Source: RefSeq, a predicted model, not a curated record